Angiostrongylus costaricensis is the source of this 495-nucleotide messenger RNA. The record is from the annotation of a GenBank genome assembly. Lineage: Eukaryota; Metazoa; Nematoda; Chromadorea; Rhabditida; Metastrongylidae.
AUGAUCCACUUAAUAUUUCUGGUUACUCUUGCGACAUUUGUCGAUUGUUUGGACGAAUCGAGUUUUCUCACAGCUCACAAUGGUAUCUUUCGAGCGCUAGACUGGACGAAUGACGAGUUGGCUGAGGUUUCGGCACUUCAUACCACUGCAUCUUAUCACAAACUGUUGCGAAUAGUGGCGUCGAAAUUGAGCGAAUCGGGCAUCGACGAUGACGCUCGAAGACGUAUUGAAAAGUUCAUGGUGCAGAAACUGCCGCCGAAGUUUCUGAAGAAUUUUCUCAAUGAUGAAGAUAAGGACACAUUACUUCAACUUCAUGCUGGUGGUGAUUUUCACGAAUACGCACUGCUUUUGUUCAAGCGACUAUUCGAACUACCAAAACAACAAGUGAUCACUGCUUUGCGCUACUUCGGUUACAAUGCAGAAGCGGAUUUUCUCGAGGAAGCCGAAUGCUAUUCGUGUGCCGUUAUACGUUUGUCGGAACGAAUUGGUCGCUAG